AUGUGGAGAACACUGACAAUUUUUAUUCUUCUUCUUGCUAUUCAUAUCUACGCAAGAAGAACUUCUUAUUCUUCUUUGUCCGAAAACGAUGAGUUUGAUGUGGUCCCGGAUAGUCUGAAGAAUUUCACCAGAUCGUCAUCUCCACAGAUUGAUGUCAACAAAGCGCUGAAAGGAAUCGAGUCAACAUGUCUGUCCAUUCAAGAUAUAAAUUAUCUGACGGGCGGCUCAAUCGCGGGUAGUAUAGCUCGAGAGUUUAAUGAAAAAUUGUUUCGCAUUUGUCAAAACACAAUUGGAUUCGAAGAGUUAAAUGCCAUGCUCGAAGUGCGACCGCCUGAUUCGAGAUGGUAUUGUGGACAACCAUUCGAGGAUUGGUGUCAUUGUGAAUGGAAAGCAAAGAAAGCAGCGGCAAAGACAAUUCAGGAGUACUUCGACCUAAUUGCACCAAGACAAAUAGGAUUCAGGAAUUAUGAUUGUGAAUGGUUUUUUGAGGAGCAAGUUCGUAGAGGUAUUGCUUUCCUGGAUAAAAAGAUGCCACGUGUUCGCCAAAUUCAUCGACAGAAACUUGAAGAGGUCCUUCUCCGUCAAGAUGCAAAAGAGGUUUUUGGCAAGAGUAAAGUUUAUGAUCUGAUGGAUACAAAGCAGAGUACAUCAAGACUUCUAAACGACGCAAUGUAUGUAUUGUUCAAUAAUCAGAAGUGUUGUCAAGACAAAGAUGAUUGUGAGGAGAAGGAGAGAAUGGAGAUGCUGAAGAAUAAAACAUGGAAUAAUUUGUUGGAUUUUUUAAUAAUUUCACGGAAAUAA
Messenger RNA from Caenorhabditis remanei, 801 nucleotides. RefSeq lists its product as uncharacterized. The transcript is spliced from 2 exons. NCBI's taxonomy places the organism in Eukaryota, Metazoa, Nematoda, Chromadorea, Rhabditida, Rhabditidae. Bases 1 to 801 code for a protein of 266 amino acids. The record is from RefSeq and is a predicted model, not a curated record.